Molecule: messenger RNA, 416 nt
Organism: Drosophila mauritiana
Lineage: Eukaryota; Metazoa; Arthropoda; Insecta; Diptera; Drosophilidae
Exons: 2
Coding region: 4-402 (132 amino acids)
Source: RefSeq, a predicted model, not a curated record
GACAUGCGGAGAGGACCUGGCCAAAAGCGGCCGCCUGACGGCUGGGCUGGGUGGUUCAGCUACAAUAAUUCAUUGAUGCAUCGAGCGCCUGGCACGACACGCUUUCUCUUUUCGCCUCCGACUGGUUGGGGUCGCUCCGGAGCUGAGCUGAACAGGUUGGGUCGCUGGCGGGCACGACCCGGCAACGUAAACGUCAGGACUAACCUUUGCCCGAUGUCCUUCAAAGGCGCCGUCGCUGUGAAAGCAACAGCUGUGCGCUCUCUCUCGGCCAACGAGCUUCGUCCUGCGGAGCUUUCUUCGACAUCUCACUUCCAGUUUCGAACUUGGCCAAAGCCCUCUUAUCAGAGCUUUCGAAAUAGGCGGAUUGAAAGGCGGCUCAAGCGAGGGCCAUACAAAAGUUAACCAGUUACUUUAGU